Messenger RNA from Closterium sp. Naga37s-1, 720 nucleotides. NCBI's taxonomy places the organism in Eukaryota, Viridiplantae, Streptophyta, Zygnematophyceae, Desmidiales, Closteriaceae. The record is from the annotation of a GenBank genome assembly.
AUGGAGCGGAAGUAUAGGGUUAUUAAGGAGCGUGUAAGGGAGCGCGAGCCGGGCGACGCGUCGGCGGAGAACGGGGAAGGAGCAAACGCGCACCUGGUGCUGAAGCCCAAGUGGUUCAAGUGGAUCGACCGUUACUUGAGCAAGUCGCUCGGUUGUUUCUUCCCCCACAGCUUCUCCGCCACCUCCUCCAGCUUCCGCCCGCCUGCUCCCCCCGGGGUGGCGCCUCCGGGAGGCGUUUCCGCUGCCCUGCUCUCCCCCCAGGGCGCAGGACCUCCGGGGAAUCUGGGCACGGGUGGCGGCAGUGGCGGCGGCGGCGGAGCUGGUGGUGGAAACGGGGGCGGCGGAGCAGCGGGCGCGGCUGUCCCGCAAGGAGGGUUCUGGGGGCAGCUGGUGAGUCCGGCAGGGGACGGCAGCAUGGGGCAGGACGGCUUUCCCACCCCGGGGAACAUACCAGGGGGGAUGCCUUUCCCAGGUAGUGCAUUUGGCGGGCAGGCCAGCACGAAUGGAGGGAGCUUGGCAGGUGUUACGACUGGUGGUGGUGGGGGCGGUAUAAGUAGCAGUGCAUUGGAGCAGAAGCUGGACGAGGUGAUUCGAGUGGUGAGGGAGAGCAACGAGGAGUGGCAGAAGCGGUUUGUGGAGGAGCAGGAGAAGAACCGUCAGCUCUUCCGCGAGCUCUUCAUGACCUUCAUGGGGCCGCGCAUGAGCGCCCCUGCCACUUGA